Molecule: messenger RNA, 1436 nt
Organism: Poeciliopsis prolifica (blackstripe livebearer)
Lineage: Eukaryota; Metazoa; Chordata; Actinopteri; Cyprinodontiformes; Poeciliidae
Product: prostate androgen-regulated mucin-like protein 1
Exons: 3
Coding region: 370-738 (122 amino acids)
Cellular component (GO): early endosome; Golgi apparatus; late endosome
Source: RefSeq, a predicted model, not a curated record
UAACGACGACAACAACACCAAUAACGACGACAACAACACCACCAACGACAACACCACAAAUAACAACAACACCAAUAACAACGACAACACCAAUAAUGACGACAACUAAAGCACCACCAACACCACCAACGAUGACACCACCAAUAACGACAUCUAUAAAUUCGUCAAUGGAUUCCAACUCAUCAACCACAUCAUCUCAAACUGAAAACGGCACGACGGCCAUUUUCUGCAUCUUCAUCACCACCAUCAUCAUCCACGGCGACCUCUGACACUGCCAAUACGAUCGUCACCCACAUAACUGACCAAUCGACAACCACCGUAGCCGCCACCAGCAUCUCUACCACCAGAACUGGUUCCACAACCAGCAAAAUGGCCUCAGAACCACCAAGCUCAACUGGCGCCCCCACCAGCAGGCCUGAUGCUGCCCCCACCAGCAGUCCUGAUGCUGCCCCCACCAGCAGGCCUGAUACUGCCCCCACCAGCAGUCCUGAUGCUGCCCCCACCAGCCCUGAUGCUGCCCCCACCAGCAGUCCGCCGCCGCAUCAGGGGCAAGACGAGUCAAAGGCUCUGAGCCCAGGUAGCGUCUUCAUUAUCGUGGCUGUUUUCCUGCUGCUGGUUCUGCUGGUGCUGGGAUGUUUAUACCACCACAAGUUCAGACGGACGUCGUACGGCCCCCUGCUGGACGGCCAUGAACACGGCUCUUUAGGAAACUUCACCAACCCCAUGUAUGACCCCUGAUGACCCCGGGUCCAGCGACGCAUCCUGCACUCUGAGCCGUUCGAAGACGUCAGAAACGUCAGACUAUCAACGUCUCUGCUAUAGAAACACUGGUUGAAUGGCAUUUUUUGGAGUUAAGAACAUUUUUUAAAGUUUUUGCACUGAAAGUUGAAGUAGGAAUUAUGAGCUGCAUGAAAAAGGCCGAAAAGAACAAAAACUAAUUAUUUUCAGAUGGGAAUUUAAAUUAUAUUUACAUAAAUAUUGACAAUUUUCUUUCCAAUCCUUGCAGCUACAUGAGUUACUUUAAGUAAAACUGUGAGAUAAAAAAGAAAUGAACAAAGAAAUUAUUAGUUAAAUUUAGUUUUUAGUGAAAGUAUUUAUUUCCCAGUGAAUUGUGUUUAGUAAUAGUGACCAUUUUAAAAAUCAAACUAAGAAUUUGUAUCAUUUGCAGCAUUUUUGUGGUUUUCAAAUGAAUAGAUGAAUUACUUCAUUCAUGUUUAAGUUAAUUCUAAUUCUGUGAUUUUGUUUGUUUUUAGUUGUUUUCUGUAUUUACAGCAGUUUGUUUUGUAAUUUUAACUAAUGUUGCUGAUUUGUGUGAAGAAUAAUUAUGUUUUGAUUGUGUGAAUUGUUCAACUAAAAAUAGUGAUUAAAUCAAUAAUGUGGAAAAGUUUAUUUUUCUUUUGAAGCGGUGAAUUAAAACAGUUUCAUAAUCAGAAUUC